AUGUCGUCAAAUCAUGCUUCUCUUGAUGCGGCGGCAAAUGAGCGCAAAGCACGCCUUGCAAAGCUUGCCGCGUUGAAGCGCAAACAACCAGAGCCAGAGCCAUUGACCGAAACUGGCGCCGCCGAUGAAGAAUUAGAAGAUGCUGCCCCCGAUGUAACAAAGCAAUACCUCUCCGGGAGGAACUACGACGCAGAAAUGCGCGGCCCAAAGCUGGGUUUCGACACCGCCCCGUCAGAUGGUCAGAUCACCGUGGAAGCGCAGGCUGCAGAGAUCGCAAGGGCCACCGCAGAGCAAGCGAAGAAGGAUGAGGAAGGUGACCAGCCCAUUGACCUCUUCAAGCUACAGCCUAAGAAGCCGAAUUGGGAUUUGAAGCGGGACUUGGAUGAGAAGAUGAACGUCCUCAACGUUCGAACUCAGAAUGCGAUUGCGAAGCUUGUUCGCCAACGGAUAGAAGAGGCACAACGCGCAGCUCAGGCGAAAGGGACAGGUGCCAAUGGAGGUGAACAGGGCGAAGAAGUGGGCAUUGAAGGUGAUAUGUUGGUUCAGGGCAUUCAUGUCCGUGAGAGGGAAGAAGAGGAGGCAGGCAAUGGUCUGGAGGAUGAUGAGGCAUGA
Messenger RNA from Aspergillus niger, 612 nucleotides. RefSeq lists its product as uncharacterized. Gene Ontology annotation, cellular component: post-mRNA release spliceosomal complex; U2-type spliceosomal complex. The transcript has a single exon. The record is from RefSeq and is a predicted model, not a curated record. Lineage: Eukaryota; Fungi; Ascomycota; Eurotiomycetes; Eurotiales; Aspergillaceae. The coding region runs from base 1 to 612 and encodes 203 amino acids.